CUGCAAGCUACUCUGCCUCCGCUCGCUGUGCAUAUAAGGAGUCUGCUUCCGUCGUUUGAAACUCAUCCUCAUCUCCAGUUAGCCAACCUCAAGUCUAGUCUAGACACUAAUCAGCGAAUUCACUAGCUAGCUGCCAUGCCAGACGUCAGCAAACCAGACACGGUCAAGACGAAACUCGAUUACUUCGUCCCGCCCGCAGAUGGUUCCAAAGCAUGGCAGUUUAUCAACGCAGACCCUGCUACAGGUCAACGUCGUCGUAACUUCACUAUGCAGCCAUACGAAAUGGACAUAGAGAACAUCCGCGACAAAGAGCAUGCAUAUGACCUGGAUACUGCGGGGUUCCUCUUUGCAAAGAACGAGGCCAAGUACAAGAAUUUUGGAAGUGACGAGGAGAUUGAGAGGGAGUACUAUCCUGAGAGCAUAGAGUUGCUCAAGAAGCUGACUGGUGCGACGAGGGUAGUGAUUUUCGACCACACUAUUCGUCGUCAUCGCCCAGGAGAGGUAGACGAUAGUCCAAACAAGCGUCAGCCCGUCUCAGCCGUGCAUGUCGACCAAACUCGCGCAUCUUCCAUUGCGCGUGUUCAUCGCCACCUCCCUGCAUCUGACGCACCGGCUCUCCUCGAACGCCGCUUCCAGAUAAUUAAUCUCUGGAGACCCAUACAUCAUGUUGCACUCGACUUCCCACUCACGCUUUGCGACUUCAGGAGCAUUGACACGAAGAAAGACUUGGUCCCUUCGACAUUGAAAUACCCGGACCGCGAUGGUGAGACUUUCGGAGUACAGUAUAACCCUAAUCACAAGUGGAAGUAUGUCAGAGGAAUGACACCGGAGGAGGCCGUAUUGAUUAAAUGCUUCGACUCCGUUGACGAUGGGAGCGUCGCAGUCCUUACCCCGCACACUGCAUUCGUAGAUCCCUCGACUCCACCAGAUGCACCGCUUCGCGAGUCCAUCGAGCUACGCGCUCUCGUGUUCUACGAAUGAGCAAGCUUAUUUGGUUAAUAAGGAAACCUCGAAAGCGGGAAUUUCAUGGCUCUACUUUGUAUGUUUGAAUUUCGGAGGCUUGUAUACAUGCGGAAUGGCUUUGAUGUGUAGAUCGCUAUGUCUUUCAAUAAC
Molecule: messenger RNA, 1113 nt
Organism: Fomitiporia mediterranea MF3/22
Lineage: Eukaryota; Fungi; Basidiomycota; Agaricomycetes; Hymenochaetales; Hymenochaetaceae
Exons: 3
Coding region: 136-981 (281 amino acids)
Molecular function (GO): oxidoreductase activity
Source: RefSeq, a predicted model, not a curated record